CGCCAAAGGACUGUUUGGAAAGCCGGGCAGCAGGACGCCCUGCUGGCAGCUUUCGCGGAGAACCCUUACCCAAGUUUCACGGCCAGGCAGGACCUGGCCAGGGAACUGGGGCUGCCUGAGUCCCGCAUCCGCGUGUGGUUCCAGAACCGCCGAAAUCGCACCAGGGAGGUGCGCGGCCUCCAAGGCCCCGAGGGGUCGGCGGGACCAAGCGGGCUAGCGUCCCCUCAGCAACGACCCAAAGGGCCUGGUGCCAGGGCACGAGGUGGAAGAAGCAGACCCGCGGAGCGACGCACCAGGCGUCGCACUCGACUCAGCCCGGCACAGUUGAGGAUCCUGCUCCAGGCAUAUGAGGACAAAGCAAGCCCGAAAUAUGGUGCCAGGGUGAAGCUCGCCCAAGAGACCGGUUUGCCUGAGGACACCAUCUCCAUCUGGUUCCAAUACCGGAGACGCCAAAGGACUGUUUGGAAAGCCGGACAGCAGGACGCCCUGCUGGCAGCUUUCGCGGAGAACCCUUACCCAAGUUUCACGGCCAGGCAGGACCUGGCCAGGGAACUGGGGCUGCCUGAGUCCCGCAUCCGCGUGUGGUUCCAGAACCGCCGAAAUCGCACCAGGGAGGUGCGCGGCCUCCAAGGCCCCGAGGGGUCGGCGGGACCAAGCGGGCUAGCGUCCCCUCAGCAACGACCCAAAGGGCCUGGUGCCAGGGCACGAGGUGGAAGAAGCAGACCCGCGGAGCGACGCACCAGGCGUCGCACUCGACUCAGCCCGGCACAGUUGAGGAUCCUGCUCCAGGCAUAUGAGGACAAAGCAAGCCCGAAAUAUGGUGCCAGGGUGAAGCUCGCCCAAGAGACCGGUUUGCCUGAGGACACCAUCUCCAUCUGGUUCCAAUACCGGAGAAAUCUGGGGGACAGCACUGGGGCCCUGGCAUCCAGGCGCCAAAGGACUGUUUGGAAAGCCGGGCAGCAGGACGCCCUGCUGGCAGCUUUCGCGGAGAACCCUUACCCAAGUUUCACGGCCAGGCAGGACCUGGCCAGGGAACUGGGGCUGCCUGAGUCCCGCAUCCGUGUGUGGUUCCAGAACCGCCGAAAUCGCACCAGGGAGGUGCGCGGCCUCCAAGGCCCCGAGGGGUCGGCGGGACCAAGCGGGCUAGCGUCCCCUCAGCAACGACCCAAACGGCCUGGUGCCAGGGCACGAGGUGGAAGAAGCAGACCCGUGGAGCGACGCACCAGGCGUCGCACUCGACUCAGCCUGGCACAGUUGAGGAUCCUGCUCCAGGCAUAUGAGGACAAAGCAAGCCCGAAAUAUGGUGUCAGGGUGAAACUCGCCCAAGAGACCGGUUUGCCUGAGGACACCAUCUCCAUCUGGUUCCAAAACCGGAGACUGCCUUUGCUGCCUUCACCUGUGCCCAAUGUAGAGCCUGAAGGACCACCAUGCUGCAGAAGGGACAUUGAGCAGUAUGCCCAAGACAGCCUUUUGUCACCAGCUGCUGCACUAGGCAUGGGUGUCCAUACUUUGAGUCUGCCCUCCCCACCAGCCUCCUUCCCAGUGUCCAUGCCUGCAGAGGCACAGCCCUCUGGACCAUGCCAUGACAAGGAGGAUGACAAUGACGACCUGGAACCCCAGCCAGUUGCAAGGGACACCUUCACUGUGGACGAUGUCGAGCUCAUGCUUGAUCAACUGCUGACACAACUCCAGGCUGACUAG
Molecule: messenger RNA, 1701 nt
Organism: Peromyscus eremicus (cactus mouse)
Lineage: Eukaryota; Metazoa; Chordata; Mammalia; Rodentia; Cricetidae
Product: zinc fingers and homeoboxes protein 3-like
Exons: 4
Biological process (GO): regulation of DNA-templated transcription
Molecular function (GO): DNA binding; DNA-binding transcription factor activity, RNA polymerase II-specific
Source: RefSeq, a predicted model, not a curated record